AUGAUUCCUCCAAGAAUCUCGUUCGAUGCUGAAAAGCUCCUAUUUUUGGCUCUCUCCCUUUUCCCGAUUGUCGUCACCUUGAGCAAUGGCACUCACCCAGCAGUGGCGCAGGGAAGCAACAACAGCAAUCCAACAACGAUCGCGGUGAACGUUGGGGUGAUCCUUGAUCUGGAGACGCAGGUGGGUCAGAUGGGAUUGACCCGCAUUAACAUGUCUCUCUCUGAUUUUUAUAGUUCCAACCCUUCCUACAAGACUAGGCUCGUCCUCAACGUUAGAGACUCCAAACGAGAUGAGGUUGCCACCGCUGCUGCAGCACUUGAUCUGAUAAAGAAUAAGCAAGUCCAAGCUAUAAUAGGCCCUCAAGGUUCAGCGCAAGCAGACUUCCUCAUUCACCUCGGAGACAAAUCUCAUGUGCCCGUCGUCUCUUUUUCUGCCACUACUCCUCCCCGUAGUUCUCUUCGGAGUCCAUACUUCCUUCGAGCCGCGCAAAUUGACUCGUCCCAAGUGAAUGCCAUAAGCGCAGUCAUUCAAGCUUUUGGCUGGAAAGAAGCGGUCCUCAUAUACGUGGACAACGAGUUCGGAGCAGGUAUUAUACCCUCUCUUACCGAAGCUUUGGAAGAAGUCAACACGCGAGUGCCCUAUAGGAGCCCCAUUUCUCCUUCAGCGACGGACGAUCAAAUUCUGCGGGAACUCUACAAAUUAAUGACGAUGCAAACAAGGGUCUUCAUUAUGCACGUGUUACCUAGCUUUGGUUCUCGGCUAUUUGCCAAAGCAAAAGAGGUGGGAAUGAUGAACGAAGGUUAUGUGUGGAUCUUGACUAGGGGAAUUACUGACCUAUUGAGUUCUGUGGAUUCAUCUGUUGUCGCAAGUUCGAUGCAAGGAGUAUUGGGCAUUACGACUUAUGUCCCGGACACGCCAAACCUGGACAACUUCAUGGCCCGAUGGAAGACGAAAUUCCCACAAGACCAUCAAUCUGUCCUUAAUCCUACAUUGAACAUUUUCGGAUACUGGGCUUAUGACGCUACUUGGGCUCUGGCAAUGGCUAUCGAGGAAAUGGGUACGACAAAUUUUGCCUUCCAGAUAUUGAAUGCUUCAACAGAUGGAACAGAUCUCGGCACUAUUGGGGUCUCUCAAAAUGGUCAGGGACUUCUCCAAGAACUAGCCAAUUCAAAAUUCAUGGGCCUCGCCGGAAAUUUUAGCCUCGUCGAUGGGCAAUUAGAGUUGUCGGUGUUCCAGAUUGUUAAUAUCAAUGGCAAUGCAGCAAGAGGGAUUGGGUUUUGGACGCUAGAAAAUGGGCUGCUGAGAGAUUUGAAUUCAUUGAAUACAAGCAAAUAUUCCACUUCUAAGAGUAAUCUCAAAGCGGUAAUGUGGUCAGGAAAUUCAACCUCUAUUCCUAAGGGUUGGGAGAUUCCCAUGAAAGGGAAGAGGUUGAAAAUCUUAGUUCCCGUGAAGAACGGUUUCAAUCAAUUCGUGAUGGUGACUCGAGAUCCUAUCACGAAUACAUUCCAAGUCACUGGAUUCUGUAUUGACGUCUUUCAAGCCGUGAUAGAAAAAUUGCCUUAUGCUGUGGCUUACGACCUUAUUCCGUUUGCCUUGCCUAACGGAAGUAGCGCUGGCAAUUACAAUGACAUGAUCGAUCAAGUUUUUUACCAGAAUUAUGAUGCAGUGGUGGGUGAUACGACGAUAAUUGCGAAUAGAUCAUUAUAUGUGGACUUCACCUUACCAUACUCCGAAUCGGGGGGUGUGAUGGUCGUGCCGUACAAGGACAACAAGCGCAAGAAUGCUUGGGUUUUCUUGAAGCCACUUACUUGGGACCUUUGGCUAACCACCAUAUGCUUCUUUGUAUUUAUAGCAUUGGUCGUGUGGAUUCUCGAACAUCGGAUUAACGAAGAUUUCAGGGGUCCGGCCAAGCAUCAAGUUGGAACGAGCUUCUGGUUUUCCUUUUCAACUAUGAUCUUCGCACAAAGGGAGAGAGUACUUAGCAACCUAGCGAGAUUUGUUGUGAUCGUGUGGGUUUUCGUGGUACUUACACUAACGCAAAGUUAUACGGCAAGUUUGAGCUCUCUUUUGGUGGUGAAAAAUCUUCAACCAACUGUGACUGAUAUAGAUCAACUCCUAAAGAGUGGAGAAAAUGUGGGAUACAAACAAGGCUCUUUUGUUUUAGGAAUGCUAAAGCAAAUGAAGUUCGAUGAUUCCAGACUUAUAUCGUAUCGCUCUCCUGAAGAAUGCAAUGCGCUUCUUUCCAAUGGAAGUACAAAGGGCGGGAUCGCAGCAGCAUUCGACCAAGUCCCCUACAUGAAACUGGUUCUUUCUCAAUAUUGCAACAAAUAUAAAAUGAUCCCAGCAUUUAAAACUGCUGGAUUUGGCUUCGUUUUCCCCAAAGGGUCUCCACUAGUACCGGAUAUUUCACAAGCAAUCCUCAAUUUAACUGAAGGGCGUAAAAUGACGGAAAUCGAAAACAUGUGGCUUACACCAAAAACCAACUGCCCGAAUUCAAUUUCCUCGGCUUCUUCCAACAGCUUAGGUCUUGACAGUUUCUGGGGCCUAUUCUUGACCGUUGGAGUUGCUGCAGUUUUAGCUCUCCUCAUUUUCAUGGUCAUGUUCAUCAAAAGGAAUUGGCAUGAAGUAACAAGUUCUUCAGGUUCAUUUUGGGGUAAAAUUGUUGUACUGGGAAGAAGAUUUUACCAAAGAGACCUCAAUUCCCAUACUUUUAGGAAAGACACAUUUAGAGAUAGCAGUAUGGAUGAUGGUAGCAUUGAGGUUGCAGCAGUUGAAACUUGAAAAAAAAAUUCCUUCCCCCAAAAGUCCAUCCAGCGACUCCAAUUAAAUCAACAAAGUUUUAACCAAUGAGCAGGGCACACUAUCUGCAGAACAAGGACUUUCUGAUUGUGUAGACAAAGGAUGGCCAGAGAUAGUGAUAAACGUCGAGAUCUGCCAAGGUCAAUUGAGAGAGAUACAUACCUCUAGAACCUUAGAUACUAAAUUUAUAAUCCUUGAGUAGUUGAAGUUUGUACAUUAAGAUGACAAUAUAUUCCCCCUCAUUCCCUUCUCACGUAAGGUCUGCCAUUAA
Messenger RNA from Eucalyptus grandis, 3070 nucleotides. Its product is annotated as glutamate receptor 2.7-like. The record is from RefSeq and is a predicted model, not a curated record. Gene Ontology annotation, cellular component: plasma membrane. Gene Ontology annotation, molecular function: glutamate-gated receptor activity. Bases 1 to 2781 code for a protein of 926 amino acids. Lineage: Eukaryota; Viridiplantae; Streptophyta; Magnoliopsida; Myrtales; Myrtaceae. The transcript has 5 exons.